Molecule: messenger RNA, 2784 nt
Organism: Leishmania mexicana MHOM/GT/2001/U1103
Lineage: Eukaryota; Euglenozoa; Kinetoplastea; Trypanosomatida; Trypanosomatidae
Product: putative endonuclease/exonuclease/phosphatase
Exons: 1
Coding region: 1-2784 (927 amino acids)
Biological process (GO): phosphatidylinositol dephosphorylation
Molecular function (GO): phosphatase activity
Source: RefSeq, a predicted model, not a curated record
AUGACGGAGUACGCUGGGAGCCAGACCACAAGGCAGGCUCAAUCGGUGAAAUCGACCCCGCUGGCAAAUCAGACGAGGGUGAGUAUGCCCGCGGCCACCGCGCUGCCGUCAACGAGUGACAUAGAAAUGUAUCCCAGAGCGCUCCCGCCCCUCGCGCGGAACGGGGCAUGGAGCGACAACAACACGGCAUGCAGCGCCCAGUACAAUGUCGACCCUUCCGCAGCGGGGAAUGUGAGCACAACCACCGCCACGGGCGCAGCGUUCCCGGAUUCAUCUUCCCCUUCGACACGCACCAAUAGAGACCCGUCCCGCGGCCCGUUGCGGCUAGGCGUCAGUGACCCUGCGCCUUCUCCGUUGACGUCAACAGCCUCCCCUAACACAGCACCGGCUCUAUCGGGGCAGCAGGUCCUUCACUUCCCUCGUAAACCAGCCGGUAGCACCGGUGCUCCCCGCAUGCCCAUCGGUCUCACAAGUGUGAGCCUGAAGAACCCCGAGGAAAAUGACACGUGCCCACAGUUGCAAAGCACAGGUCAAGGCGACGAAGCCGCCCGGCGGUCCAGCCAAAAGGCAUGCAAUCCUGCUCCUACGGAAGAUUACGUCCAUAAGUGCGCCGAUUGUCGGCCGCCACUCACUGCCGAGCAGCGUCCGCGGGGGCGUGAGUCGACGGCUGCCCUACAUGCGCCGCCGUCCCGGUCCGAUAACACAGAGGUCGAUUUUCUGGCGCGGCAGUUCGUGCAGCGCACCGUUCUUUGGUCGUCCAUGUGCAACUGUGUCUCUCAACGUGAGUCGCCCGCGCAUCGUAAUCGUGAUGAAUUGGUCAAGUCAACGCUGCGAAACGUCAGCGUGGGCGCGGGAAGCAGCGCUUGCUUGCACGAAGUGACCGCGAGCGUACCAGUCUUCAGUAAGACCGCAGGGGCUUCCAGCCGCUCAUGUGUGGGGGUCGUAAACUCUACAAGCGUGCACAGUUCACAUCGCGAUGAAACGGACAACGGGGCUCUAGGUGACUCCCCCUCUACCCAUGCAGACAACCCUGCCUUAUCGACUCGCGAGACGUUCCCGAUCCCUCGCUGCUGCCCCGAUGACUUACUGCGAGGUGACGACAAGAUUUGGGCCCCUGGCAAGCCGCUGCGUAUCGCGUACGUUACCUGGAACAUGGCUAGCAGGAGGCCACGCACCGGCGAGAUCUCCGCCUACUGUAUCUACCCAAACGCACACUUGGUGGUGGUCGGCACCCAGGAGAACGGCCCCUAUGUGAGCUCGAACGAGCACCAGCGCCGGUGGACAAAAAUCGUUUCGCAGGUCUGUCUUGGUGGACAGUACGAGCUGGUCGGCAAGCACCAUAUGUGGGCGGUGCAAAUGCUCGUUUUUGCUCGCCGCCGCGAUGUGGCCCACUACAUAUCACGGGCACACGCGUCACACGUGAAGACAGGGGUGCUGAACGGCCUGGGUGGGAACAAGGGUGGCGUUGCCGUGGGGCUGGUCUUAUCUCUGACGCCUAAAGACGCAGCGCCCCCGCAUCGUGCGAAAGCACACCUCACCACCGCUUCUGUUCCGCAGACUCUACCGCUGAAGAGUAAGACGGCCUGGUCACGGGUGAUGCCGAUGAAGCGAGCGGCAACCACCCCUCAAAAUCUGGACAGCUCAAUGGUAGCGGGCAGAGAAAGUAGCGCUGCUUUCAUGAUGUCGAAAUCCUCCGCGAACCGCAGCGUUGAAAUACCUCCAGCCCUGACGAGCGAUCCGUACAUGCUACACGACGCUGAUGACGAAUAUGGCGAGCUGCUGCAUAAGCGCAGCUUUCCAGAUGGCAACAGCACAGGCAACUUCUUUUUCGACAACAGCGACACUGUCGUAGACAAUGACGGGGCCUUUUCGCCUGCCGAGGUGAUAAGCCGCAACACCUCGUCUGACCUGACAACUGAGCACGGCGAUGACGACCACUCUGACUGCCACACACAGCGCUCCGAGAACGGCAUGGAUCGGCAUGAACGUUGUGGCGGUGACGACGACGCUUCGAGUGACGGUAAACCAGAUCGUGUCACGCCAAAUUACAUGACGCUGCUGUUCAUCACCGCGCACCUGACGGCGCACCAAGGCGCUGUCAGCAACCGCAAUAAGGACUACCGGCAGAUUGUCUACGGCCUGCAGCUGGGCGGCCGCGGCCCGCAUCGUAAGUUCUUCAAGCUGCUGCUGGGUCGGAAGAAAGUGCUGGAGGGUGACGAUGAGGAGGCAAGCGAUGAGGACGACGAGGCUGAUUGUUGGGAGGACAACAGCCCUGAAGAGGGUGUGACGCCUUUAAGACUCCCUGCUGUGUCUGGAGUGGAGCAGAAGCGAAAGACGCGUCGCGACGUGACAGAGGAAUUCGACCUCACCUUGUUCGGCGGCGACCUGAACUACCGCAUUAACGGCACGCGCAAGGCCAUCGAGUACGUCAUCCAGCACCACAGCAACAUUCGAUCUAUCCUGAUCAACAAUGACCAGCUGAGCCUUGAGCGGGCCCGCGGGAAGGUGUUUCAAGGAUUCCAGGAAGGUAACCUUCUCUUCCGUCCAACGUACAAGUACGAAGUAUCGGCCGGCGGCGGCGUUACCCUCAACGAGUACAACUUUUCACACAAGAAGAACCGCAUGCCGGCCUACUGUGACCGGAUUUUGUACAAGAAAAGGAUUACCUCCGCCGCCCGCCGUGUCGCCAUUCGGCUCUACACAGACGUUCCGAAUGUCCGUUCGAGCGACCACCGUCCCGUCGUGGCCCUCUUCGACGUCGGCACGCGGGCCUACACUGACUGA